Messenger RNA from Bombyx mori (domestic silkworm), 1683 nucleotides. RefSeq lists its product as uncharacterized. The coding region runs from base 201 to 1190 and encodes 329 amino acids. The record is from RefSeq and is a predicted model, not a curated record. Lineage: Eukaryota; Metazoa; Arthropoda; Insecta; Lepidoptera; Bombycidae. The transcript has 2 exons.
UAGGUAUCUAUGUUUUUGACAUUGACACUUAAACAAUUUUAUAUUUUAAUAUUCUGUUUAGAAGACUAUUUUGUUUUUGUAAAUAAUAUUCAUGUUGGAUUUUGUAUAUUUAUGUCUUGUUUUGUGCGACAAUGUUCCUACGUGUCGCGUAGUGGUGUUAUGAAUUAACAUCAUUCAACAAGUUUAAGAUUGAUUGCUCUAUGCACAAAGGAAAUAUUGAAACUAUACAUAUACACAUAAAGAACUAUAAAAUAAUAUCUGAUAAUUUAGGAGGAAUGAAUAGUGGAAACGAUUAUAGAAAAAUUAAUUGUACAAACUUUGAGAAACGUCAUUUUACAAAAGAAUACGGUAAACCAUCUGUUGUAUACGCAAAUACUGCGAAAAAGAAAAAGAAUAAUAGUCAAAGUUUAGAAAUAGACAAAUAUACAAUAGACGACAGUCACACUGAAUCUAGUAAAAUAAUUAAUACAACUAUUUCCAAAGAAAACACAGAUAAUAAAACAAUUUCACCAAAUCCAUACACUGAAAGUUACACUUUAUUUAAUGAAGUUCUAAACAUUCUUAGAAACAAAAAGAAUAAAGUCGAUGUACGUAAGAAUAAAGAUGCCGGAACGAACACCGAUUUUAAAAUAAAACCAAUAUUGGCUUCAAGUAAAAUAUUCAGUUACUCAAUCGAAGGCAGCAGCAAUAAAGAUUUUACAGUAAUAAACAGUUUUCAGCCUAAAAAUAAAACAGAAUGCGCCAUAAAUUUGCCGAAACACAAAUCAUCUUCGAUACCGCAAAUGAAAAUAGAAGAAAUAAAACAAAGUUUAAAAGAAAAUGCGAAAUCCAGAGAUGCCAUAGAGGAAGUUAAUCGGAUGUUCGCCAGAGUUAGAAAUAGUGAUUACAAAGACGAAAACGAAUUUGGAGUUAACAGGCCAAUAACAAGAAAGGGACCCAGAGUAUUGCCAGUUGUCAAAACAAACUACCAAAACAGCCCGGAUCACUGUAAAUGUUGCCAGACGAAGCAUUGCAUGUCCAGUGGUGAUUCCAUAAAACGCGGCAGAGACGAGAAAUGCGUUUAUAUGGUGUGCUGUCAUUAUGAUAACAGCAGACAUACCCAAACCGGAGUAUUGUUUUGCGAGAGAUGCCGCUUUGUAAAUUCGAAAUGCAAAUUGGAGAAUUGCCAGAGCAGUAAUAAUUAUAACUAAGAUUUAUUUAUUUAGUAUUUAUUUAUUUUAUCAAGAUAUUGCCCGGAUUCUCAAAUAAUAUAUUUUUCUUGGAACAUUUAUCAGCCAAAUGAGCUCAAGUGAACUCCAACUUGAAACAGAAGUGGUAUUCGCAAUUUGGCUUAACAGUUACCUAAAUUCUGAGAUCACAAGGCUGUUUUGGCAAUUUUUUUUAAUUUAUUGCUUAGAUGGGUGGACGAGCUCACGGCCAACCUGGCGUUAAGUGGUUACCGGAGCCUAUAGACGUCCACAGCAUCAUUGCCGCCACCUACCUUGAGAUAUGAGUUCUAACCGUUCCAACCGAAACGCAUUACUGCUUUCACGGCAGAAGCGAGUGAAGUGUAAGUGGGGAAUACACUAGUAAAAAAUUGAAAAUAAAAUAAAACAACUUUUAUUGGAAAGCUUUACGUAAAAACCACCUUAACAAAACCAAAUAUGUAGGUAUCUAUUCAAAAAUAAAAACUCUCAUUCGAUA